AGUAGACUUGACGACCUAGGGAGGGGACUCGGAGGCCAGAAAAGAAGAUGAAGAUGAAGGCGUUGAUCUAUGGGAUUGCUACGGUUGUGAUGUUGGCUACAGUGCCUUUGAGCAGUGCAAUGGAGCAACUGAGCUCGAGAGAAUGUGAGAAUCUGGGCUUUACUGGACUUGCUUUGUGCUCUGACUGCAAUACUUUCGCCGAAUAUGUUAAGGACAAGGAGUUGAUAUCGGAUUGUGUGAAGUGUUGCACAGAAGAUUCCAAUGAUGCCAUGAGCAAGAUAAGGUACUCAGGAGCUUUUCUAGAAGUCUGCAUGAGGAAACUUGUUUUCUAUCCGGAGAUUGUGGGCUUCAUUGAAGAGGAAAAGGACCAGUUCCCAUCAGUUAAAGUUCAGUAUGUUUUCAAUUCCCCACCAAAGUUGAUCAUGCUGGAUGAUGCUGGUCAACAUAAGGAAACGAUCAGAAUCGAUAAUUGGAAACGGGAGCACAUAAUGCAGUUCCUACGCGAGAAGGUUAAGCCGUUGGCAGCUGUUUGAAAAGCUUGAAUCCAUUCUCUACGAAGCCUCAUUCUUUAUCUUCAUUCAACCAAAAAUGAGGGUUAGUAUACGAAGGUCCAACUCUAGACAAGUCGAUUAGACGUUGCUACUAGUGACCUAAAUCACUAGUGUCGAUUGUAGAGACCUUGAGUUUCGUGACAGUUGACUGCCAUGAGAUAUCAUUUCCCCCAUAUUUAAGGUUUCUCAGCCGUAUUGGAAAA
Messenger RNA from Prosopis cineraria, 754 nucleotides. RefSeq lists its product as uncharacterized. The transcript has 4 exons. Gene Ontology annotation, molecular function: oxidoreductase activity. NCBI's taxonomy places the organism in Eukaryota, Viridiplantae, Streptophyta, Magnoliopsida, Fabales, Fabaceae. The record is from RefSeq and is a predicted model, not a curated record. Gene Ontology annotation, cellular component: endoplasmic reticulum lumen. Bases 48 to 533 code for a protein of 161 amino acids.